This is a messenger RNA of Suillus paluster, 1985 nucleotides long. RefSeq lists its product as uncharacterized. The record is from RefSeq and is a predicted model, not a curated record. The transcript is spliced from 18 exons. NCBI's taxonomy places the organism in Eukaryota, Fungi, Basidiomycota, Agaricomycetes, Boletales, Suillaceae. Gene Ontology annotation, molecular function: carbohydrate:proton symporter activity. Gene Ontology annotation, cellular component: membrane. Bases 92 to 1840 code for a protein of 582 amino acids. Gene Ontology annotation, biological process: carbohydrate transport; transmembrane transport.
CCUCUGCCAACCAUGUACCAAACAACAUAUAAUUUCAUCCCUACUUCACCUAAUAUGACCCAGACUACGUUUAAUCUUUUCAAAAGCGCCCAUGCCAAGUGCGAUGCCCCUUAUAAAUGCCCCGCGACUCGUCAUUCAACUAUAUUCCCGUCCCCUUGCACAUCAACUCAACGUCUUCACUUUGAUGACAGUCCCGCAACGCACGAUCGCAGACUUGAUUCAUCGAGAGCCACGGUGGUGGAAUAAUCGUGGCAUCCUGAUUUUAAAUAUCUGUUUGAUAUUACCACUUUUAUCAUCAACGCUUAAUGGCCUUGAUUCUUCGAUGAUAAACGGUCUGCAGAUCUUGCCCGGAUGGCAAGCAUACUUUGAUACUCCUCAGGGCAUGAACUUGGGACUCGUAAAUUCCGCCUCUGGCAUUGGCAUCCUCAGUGGGACUCCAUUUUCUCCUUAUGCGUCCGACCUACUAGGAAGACGAGCGACUAUGUUCAUCGGGGCGAUCAUCAUACUAGCUGGUGUUCUCACGCAAGCAUCAGCCACGACUAUGCAAGUUUUCCUUGGUGGUCGUGCGCUGAGUGGCUUCGGGAUAGCUUUCACCGUCAAUGCCGCUCCCUUACUCAUUAGCGAACUUAGCUAUCCAACGCAUCGCGGAAAAAUGACCUCUCUGUACAAUUCGAUGUGGUAUUCUGGCAGCAUCAUCUCGGCUUGGAUCUGCCUGGGCGCUUAUGAUGAUGCAGGGAUGUCGCCAUGGUCAUGGAGGAUCCCUACAUUUUUUCAAGCGGUCAUUCCUGUCAUUCAAAUGGUGCUAAUAUGGUUCAUCCCGGAGAGUCCUCGAUUUCUAAUGGCUAAAGGCCUGGAAUCGCAAGCUGCGCGUGUCCUCGCUCGCUACCAUGCGAACGGGGGAGACGAACGCGACCCUUUAGUAGUGUUUGAGAUGGCCCAAAUCCGACAUGCCUUGAAUGUCGAACGAGAGCUCGCCUCCGGUAAAUCCUACCUGAGGUGCUUCUCAACUCCAGGGAACAGACAGCGCAUGUUUACCAUUAUAUGGAUUGCAAUAUUCUCGCAGUGGAGCGGCAAUGGUUUAGUCUCAUAUUACAUCAACACAGUCCUGAAUGGGGUCGGGAUAACCACGACCAGAACGAAAGCAGCUAUUAACGGCAGUCUGCAGAUUUUCAAUUUAGCUAGUGCGCUAUUGGGUACGAUGCUGGCGGACAAGUUGGGGAGAAGGAAACUUUUCUUGAUUUCAAACAUUGGCAUGCUGAUCGCCUUCUCCAUGUGGACAGUUACGACUGCGCUUUUCAGCCAGGGCGGGCAUGUGGCAGCCGCGAGAGCUACCGUGCCGCUCAUUUUUAUAUACUAUUUUUUCUACGACUUCGCUUAUACGUCGAUGCUCGUGCUGUACACGCUCGAGAUUCUGCCAUAUAACAUUCGUGCCAAGGGGCUUGCGAUCAUGAGCUUCUUCGUCUAUUCAACUAAUGCCUUUAACUCGCUAGUCAAUCCAUGGGCGCUGAAUACCAUGGGGUGGAAAUACUACAUCUUUUACUGUGGAUUGCUCACCUUCGAACUAUUAUUCGUGAUAGUGUAUAUUGUCGAGACGAGAGGUCGCACUCUUGAAGAAACCGCUACCUGGUUUGACAACGUCAAAGUCCGUCGGGGUAUCAUGGAACGGAGUGGUGAAGUUGCCAUGACUUUAGCCAGAAUGUCGCCACCGCUAUACCCUGGACUUCAGGAAGGCCGUGGAGUAGUGGAGAGCCUCAGUUCUCCUUCGCAAACACAUCUCGAAUCGCAGUCUGAAGAGUCCGCCGAAGUCACGACCUCCGUUCACGAACAUUGUAUGUAUUAGAAGCGCUCGAAAUGCUACAGAGUUGUAUGUACUAUGGAUAGCUGUUCGGAGUUCUCAAGCAGAGAAGGUCUUUUGUCAGGUUUCAACGUUUAUUUUAUCGAUAUGUUGUACAGUAAUAUACUUAUGGAACAUGGAUGGUCGUGCU